Messenger RNA from Trichophyton verrucosum HKI 0517, 789 nucleotides. RefSeq names its product RING finger domain protein. NCBI's taxonomy places the organism in Eukaryota, Fungi, Ascomycota, Eurotiomycetes, Onygenales, Arthrodermataceae. Gene Ontology annotation, molecular function: ubiquitin protein ligase activity. The transcript has 2 exons. Gene Ontology annotation, biological process: protein monoubiquitination; protein polyubiquitination. Bases 1 to 789 code for a protein of 262 amino acids. The record is from RefSeq and is a predicted model, not a curated record.
AUGAUAGCAGACGUCCAUCGGGGCGACCAGGACAAGGAAGAUGAAUGCAAGCCGUGUGUAAUUUGUUUGGAUAAAAUUGAAGAAAUAUGCAUUGCAAUUCCAUGUAAACACUCCAACUUCGACCUACAGUGUCUUUUGAUAUGGCUGGGCCAACGCCCCGCUUGUCCCCUAUGCCAGGCGGCGGUGACCGGAGUGAAAUAUGAUAUACAUGCCCCAGACGGCGAGAAGAUAAUUUGGAUACCAACUUCUCCGCCCACGGCAAGCAAAGAAAAUAUCCAUGGUCUUCGAAGCAGAAAUAGACGCAGAAGCAGACAGCAAGUUUCUCGUUCUGGUAAUGGAGACUUAGACUCUGCCCUGUUGCGCCGUCGGCAUAUAUAUCGGCAUCAGCUGUAUAGUCUACGGGUGGGCUCGAGCAGACGCACGGGUUACCGAGAAGUCACCCCUCGUAUGAUUGAUCGAGAUGAAAAACUGCUCUCUCGGGCUCGCAGGUGGAUCCGGCGUGAGCUGCAGGUAUUUACUUUCUUGAACCUACCGGAGAGUGAAAGGCAGGUUGACGGGGCUGUUCGAAUCGGGAACCCAGAGUAUCUGCUUGAAUAUAUUGUUGCCGUCAUACGCACGGUUGAUAUAAAGGGCAGUGCGGGACAGGCCGAGAUGAUGCUACGGGAUUUUCUGGGCAGGGAAUACGCAUGUUUAUUCCUACAUGAGCUGCAGUCCUGGCUGAGAAGUCCGUUUGAGACACUCAGGGAGUGGGAUGAAGCGGUUCAAUACGACGAAAGCGGGAUAUCAUGA